Staurois parvus is the source of this 397-nucleotide messenger RNA. The record is from the annotation of a GenBank genome assembly. Lineage: Eukaryota; Metazoa; Chordata; Amphibia; Anura; Ranidae.
AUGGGGCCCCUGGGCAAUAGGGGAUCAUGGGGCCCCUGUGUCCUUGCCCAAACUCAAAAAAGCCUAUGAAAAAGGUACCAGGGGCAUCUCAUGGGGCCCCCUACUGACCCCGGGCCCUCAGGCAGUGCCAGAGUUUCCAAAUGGUCAGUCCGCCCCUGAUACAGGAUUUAUAUAGUGCCAACAGUUUGCUCAGCGCUUUACUAUAUAACCGGAGACAAUACAGCCACAAUACAGUUAAACCCAACAAGAGGGUUAGGAGCGCCCUCCUCUUUGGAGCUUACAAUCUAUGUUUUUAUAUAUAGUGAUAUUCAUCUCCAGCUACUGAUGAAGUGUAUAAAAUCCAAGAAAUGCGUUGAGCUUUUUAAGAGUUUGAAUAUAUAAUCUGUAAUGUAUUUUA